Colletotrichum higginsianum IMI 349063 is the source of this 585-nucleotide messenger RNA. RefSeq lists its product as uncharacterized. The transcript has 4 exons. NCBI's taxonomy places the organism in Eukaryota, Fungi, Ascomycota, Sordariomycetes, Glomerellales, Glomerellaceae. The record is from RefSeq and is a predicted model, not a curated record. The coding region runs from base 1 to 585 and encodes 194 amino acids.
AUGCAUUCUCAAAUUGCCCUCGUUAUCCUCGGCUCUGUCAGCGUUCUUGCAGCCCCUGCAAGCGUCGCUACUGCCACCGAGGCCAUCUUCGACGUGGACAUUGCAGCAGCCGCCGCGCCGCCCCCCGUCGACAUAGACAUCUCGCAAGACUACCCAGUUGGCGCUUGGAACUUCCUCGGCAACGCAUCUUGGUCCGUCGCUAACCGCGAAGACAACUUGGUCUGGGUGCACGAGUCGCGCUACAGCACCGUCCCUGUCACCGUGGAGCCAGAGCUGGCCGCUCGCGGCAUCGAAGAGCGUACCAUCAGCAACCAGUGGAAAAUCGGCUUCGGAAAGUCAUCUUGCCCAAGCCAAACCAGAACCAUCAACCGAGACGUCUGUAUCACGCAACCUAAUGAACCGAUCUAUGCCGCAAGCCAAGCUAUUGUCUACAGCAACACGGCUGGAUAUUCCCCCAAGGUCAACUAUUACAGUGGCAGCGGCUGCGGCAGCUACAUGUUCUCCGUCAUUGGCACCGGUACCAAGUGUGCCAAUCUCGGCAACCUUAACGUCUGGUCGUACAUCGCUUUCAACCAGCAGGUAUAG